This is a messenger RNA of Polychytrium aggregatum, 1505 nucleotides long. RefSeq lists its product as uncharacterized. The coding region runs from base 31 to 1407 and encodes 458 amino acids. The transcript has 3 exons. The record is from RefSeq and is a predicted model, not a curated record. NCBI's taxonomy places the organism in Eukaryota, Fungi, Chytridiomycota, Chytridiomycetes, Polychytriales.
CAUCUGCCUCAUCGAAGCCAGUCGAGGUCGAUGGGCAAACGCAGCCGCAAGCACCAAAGCAACUGGAACCGUGUCUCAGCGCAGUAUUCAUCAUCGUCGUCGUCGUCGGCAUCCGCAUCUUUGCUCUCGCCACUGGCUGGUGCAUCCGCAUCCUCGCUGUCCAACGAACCAGGCCCGACACCCUCCGUUCAUGAUCUGCUGAACCGCACCCGCCGGAGCCAGCCUCGCGCUGUGGCCGCAGAAACUGGUCUAUCCUCUGCGUUCGUUCACUACAAUGAGCAUCUUCAAAAUAUGGAGCGAAACCUGGUGCGGCACAUGUCGCGGCUGAAUGUCGCCGGCCCCGCUCCACCGCUCGGAUGGGUCCAAGGCGGCCAUGCCCAGACCAGGCAGGUGCAGCAAAACUGGAUGGCACUGCAUGUCGACGCCACGCCACCGUCCGACAGCGAGCUGCAUGUGGCUCCGUCGCUGCAGUCGCUCUGUGUGGCCGUCAUCGGCAAGCACAUCCGCCACUACGCCCGCCCCGCCCAGAAGCUGCUCUUCUCAUCGCUGCUGUUUUUCGAGAAGGAGCAAAUCAUGAAGCAUUGCCGCGACCUGACCGUCACGCAACUGGAACUCUUCAAGGACCCGCUCAUGCGGUCCUGCAGCCUCACCGGGUCCUCCAAGAUCGGUCUCAAGGACCUGUGCGAGCUCCUGGCGCCGCAUGUGCGGAGGCGCAUCUGGAGCAGCGACAGCUCCGGGCUCGCCGACGACGAGAACAUCCACACCCUCUUCUUAGGCCGAGCAUCCGUGGCCGACCAUUGCCAAGAGACCGUGCUCCGGGCCAUCGCCGCAGGAAGCGACAGCGAGCACUUGAGCCCCAGCACCGAUGAGCACGAGGCACUGCGCUGUGACGACGAUCCGGUCGACGACUGGGAGGAUCUCUGUGAGAGCGAUGACGAAGCCAUUGGCAACAGCAGCACCUCACAGCCGCUGUCACCCGAAGCCGAGCCUCGACUCCCAAGCCCGACUCUGCCGGCCGCGCCUGGACCCUGGACGGGCUACAUCCGACUGGUGUCGCUGGACCUGUCGUACUCGACCAACCUGCCCGGCAUCCAGCUUGCGCACAUCCUGUGCCUCUCGUGCCCGCUGCUCACCGCGCUCGAUCUUUCGGGCGUCCUGGGAUUUGCCGAGGGCCCGCGCGCAUUGCAGAUGCUGUCGAUCCAUCUGAUCAACCUUCGGUUCCUGGGCCUAAGCUCGACCCCGUGGCUGGAAACAACACACCUGCUCGAUGUGCACUGGGACCGGUAUUGGCGAUAUCUGCAAACCCUCGCAGUGGUGGGCUGUCCCUCGGUCGAUCCAGAGUCGCUCACGCGUUCGCUGCGGGACCUUGGCCGCCACAUCGCUGUUCGGGGCUCAUCCAGGCCGUAGUCACCUGCCGGAUUGCUCAAGUCGGACUGUGCUGCAACAGCGAGGAAUAUAGGCACAGCCAGGGUCGCGUCUCAUCGACAGCAUCUGGAGAGAAUCUG